Messenger RNA from Puccinia graminis f. sp. tritici CRL 75-36-700-3, 330 nucleotides. RefSeq lists its product as uncharacterized. The transcript is spliced from 4 exons. Bases 1 to 330 code for a protein of 109 amino acids. The record is from RefSeq and is a predicted model, not a curated record. Lineage: Eukaryota; Fungi; Basidiomycota; Pucciniomycetes; Pucciniales; Pucciniaceae.
AUGGAUUUUUUGAGCUUGCAUUCCAAGAAAGAGAGCAGUGGUGAAAAGGGUGCAGGGAAAAGCAGAAGUUGGCCCUCUUGGCCUUGUCUUUCCUGGUGCAACGAGAUCGAUAAUCAAUCCGAAAGACUACUUGUUGAGCUUGAUGGCUGUGAAAAAGUCGCGGAGGUCGUUCAAACAACUGUGACAACCGCUACAUUCGCUGACCGACACAAUCCGACCCAACUCAAGGAUUUUGACAGGAUUCCAAUCGCCGCGGGUCUCUGGGACUAUUCUUUCUUGGUCCUCGAGGGUCGUGGUAGUUCCACUCCAGCCGAUGCACUCAACACUUGA